Messenger RNA from Triticum aestivum (bread wheat), 1634 nucleotides. RefSeq lists its product as uncharacterized. The transcript has 2 exons. Bases 95 to 1384 code for a protein of 429 amino acids. The record is from RefSeq and is a predicted model, not a curated record. NCBI's taxonomy places the organism in Eukaryota, Viridiplantae, Streptophyta, Magnoliopsida, Poales, Poaceae.
CCCAAUUCAUAUCAGACUUUACAUGGUAUCGAGCAGAUCGAUCCUCUCUCUCUAAACACCAACGCCCAACACCACCUCUUUCUUCCCCACCACCAUGAACGCCGACGAGUUGCAGAAGCUCGAAGAGGAGCUCAAGAACCGCGAGUCCAUCAUCAGGACGCGCGAAGAAGAACUCAAGCGCCUUGCCGCGGAGCAAGGCAAGGCUGCCGUCGCACCCUCUCCUGCCACCAUCCCUGCACCCUCCUCCUACGUUGCUUCAAUCAAAACCUAUGUGCCCAUCACCCUCGAUCUUCAGGACUCUAACUACUCCAAGUGGCGCGAGCUUUUUCUCGUAGCUCUUGGACGCUAUGGCCUCUCCAGCCACGUCAUCGGCGACGCCGCCGCCACCCCCUCCGACACAUCGCCCACCUCCGAUUGGGGACGUGAUGACUAUACGGUGCUCUCCUGGAUUUACGGCUCGAUUUCCAUCGAGCUGUUCGGCAUCAUCAUGGCUCCGGGCUCCACGACGCGGCAGGUGUGGGACUCCAUCGCCAACCUCUUCCACGACAACAAGAAAAGCCGCGCCCUCGCCCUCGACGCCGAGUUCCGCAACACACCGCAAGGAGACAUGUCCAUCCAUGACUACUGCGCGAAGCUCAAGUCUCUCUCCGACGCUCUCGGCUAUGUCGGCAUAACCAUCUCUGAUGAGACGCUCGUCCUAACGGUGCUCCGCGGCCUCAACGAGCAAUUCAGCCACCUGCGGUCCUUCCUUCCGUUUCAGGUGCCGUUUCCAUCUUUCCUCCAGACGCGCUCGGCCCUCGUUCUUGAAGAAGCACAGAAGAAGACGGAUGCAAAGAACGCUGCUGCUACUGCGCUCUGGGCCAGCGGAAACAGUAUAUUGCCAAGCGCGGGCGGCGAACGUGCUCCAUUGUCCGGGGGCGGACACAGCUACGGUGCUCAGCGUCCUGUCGGUCCCUCUUCCAGCUCAUCCAACAGCGGCGGCCGCGGCACCUUCAGCAACAAUCGCAGCCGCGGCCGCGGCGGUCGAGGACGGGGCCGCUCCGAGCCCUGGAUGUACAAUCCUUGGACUGGCCUUCCAACGCGUGCACAACUUUAUCAACACCCUGUUCCAGCACCGUGGCAAUCACAGCCAUGGCGUGCUCCUGGCGUCCUUGGUCCACGACCUGCGGCUGCUUCCCCGCAGGCGUACGCAGCAUACGGCCCAGCUCCGACAACUCCCACCUACAACGGGCAUCAGCAACAACUCGAGCCAGCACUUCUGAACGCACUCAACAACAUGCAUCUUCCCGGAAACCAGGAGUGGUACAUGGACACAGGAGCUUCCUCCCACAUGGCAUCUAAUCACGGCGUUUCCUUCCAGGGCCGUGAUCCUUCGCUGCAAUAGUCCCGGGCCCCUGUAUCCCGUCUGCCGUCCCCGACAAGAUGAAGCUCUCAUCACAACCACUUCGUCAUCACUCUGGCAUCGCCGCCUCGGCCAUCCUGGUUGUCACACCAUGUCACGUCUUCAACACUCCAAGUGUAUUUCAUACAAUAAAGAUGGGCCGCCACUCUGUCAUGCUUGUCAGUUAGGAAAACAUGUUAGGCUUCCGUUUUAUGAUUCUCAAACAUAUACAAUUCGUCCGUUUCAACUUUUA